Coffea eugenioides is the source of this 4340-nucleotide messenger RNA. Its product is annotated as probable leucine-rich repeat receptor-like protein kinase At1g35710. The transcript is spliced from 3 exons. Lineage: Eukaryota; Viridiplantae; Streptophyta; Magnoliopsida; Gentianales; Rubiaceae. Gene Ontology annotation, molecular function: protein kinase activity; protein binding; ATP binding. The coding region runs from base 1 to 4305 and encodes 1434 amino acids. Gene Ontology annotation, biological process: protein phosphorylation; hormone-mediated signaling pathway. Gene Ontology annotation, cellular component: plasma membrane. The record is from RefSeq and is a predicted model, not a curated record.
AUGGGUUCUUUCAAAAUAAUCUCCACAUUCCUUCUGGUCCUCCUACUUUUCCCAUCUUUUCACCCCAAAUGUGGAGCUUCAGCUUCUGCUGAAGAGGCUGCUGCUCUUUUGAAAUGGAAAGCCAGUUUUUUGAACCAGAACAACAGCUUCCUAACCUCAUGGAACCUUCAAUCAGGCAAUGCCAAGAAUUCUUCUAUACUUCCUUGCACUUGGGCUGGUAUUUCCUGCAUUGAUGGAAGUGUCAACAGGUUGAACCUUUCAUAUUGGAGCAUUGAAGGUAGCCUCUAUGAUUUCCCAUUCUCAUCCCUCCCAAAUCUUGAAUAUCUUGAUCUCAGCCAGAAUCAGAUCAUAGGCAGUAUACCUAAACAAAUAGGUAACCUGUCGAAGCUCAGUUAUCUUAAUUUCUAUGCUAAUGAAUUGUCACAAGAAAUCCCGCCUGAAAUUUGCAACUUGAGAAACUUGACUCAUUUAGAUUUUGCAAGUAAUCAACUUUCAGGUCCCAUUCCCGUGGCGAUGGGGAAUCUGGUCUCACUUCAGUUUCUUUACUUGUGUCACAAUAAUCUUACCGGUGCAAUCCCAAAGUCACUAGGUAAUUUGACCAAUUUGAUUAUACUAUAUCUCUAUGAAAAUCAACUUUCAGGUUCAAUUUUCAAAGAAGUAGGUGAUUUGAAAUUCCUUACUGACAUGGAAUUAUCUAACAAUCAACUUAAUGGUUCAAUUCCUGCUUCAAUUGGUAACUUGAGUACCUUGAAAGUACUGUAUCUCUAUAACAAUCAAUUUUCUGAUUCGAUUCCUGCUACUUUUGGCAACCUCAAUAAGCUGGUGAAUCUAUCCCUUCAGCAAAAUCACCUAUCUGGUCACAUUCCUCCUGCGAUUGGGAAUUUGAUCUCACUUCAGCUUCUUUACCUGUAUCAAAAUAAUCUCACUGGUGCAAUCCCAAAGUCACUAGGUAAUUUGACCAAAUUGAUUGAACUAGCUCUCUAUGACAAUCAACUUAAUGGUUCAAUUACUGCUUCAAUUGGUAACUUGAGUACCUUGAAAGUACUGUAUCUCUAUAACAAUCAUUUUUCUGAUUCGAUUCCUGCUACUUUUGGCAACCUCAAUAAGCUGGUGAAUCUAUCCCUUCAGCAAAAUCACCUAUCUGGUCACAUUCCUCCUGCGAUUGGGAAUUUGAUCUCACUUCAGCUUCUUUACCUGUAUCAAAAUAAUCUCACUGGUGCAAUCCCAAAGUCACUAGGUAAUUUGACCAAAUUGAUUGAACUAGCUCUCUAUGACAAUCAACUUAAUGGUUCAAUUCCUGCUUCAAUUGGUAACUUGAGUACCUUGAAAGUACUGUAUCUCUAUAACAAUCAAUUUUCUGAUUCGAUUCCUGCUACUUUUGGCAACCUCAAUAAGCUGGUGAAUCUAUCCCUUCAGCAAAAUCACCUAUCUGGUCACAUUCCUCCUGCGAUUGGGAAUUUGAUCUCACUUCAGCUUCUUUACCUGUAUCAAAAUAAUCUCACUGGUGCAAUCCCAAAGUCACUAGGUAAUUUGACCAAAUUGAUUGAACUAGCUCUCUAUGACAAUCAACUUAAUGGUUCAAUUCCUGCUUCAAUUGGUAACUUGAGUACCUUGAAAGUACUGUAUCUCUAUAACAAUCAUUUUUCUGAUUCGAUUCCUGCUACUUUUGGCAACCUCAAUAAGCUGGUGAAUCUAUCCCUUCAGCAAAAUCACCUAUCUGGUCCCAUUCCUCCAGUGAUAGGGAAUUUGAGCUCACUUCAGUUUCUUUACCUGUAUCAAAAUAAUCUCAUUGGUGCAAUCCCAAAGUCACUAGGUAAUUUGACCAAUUUGAUUCAACUGGCUCUCUCUAACAAUCAACUUAAUGGUUCCAUUCCUACUUCAAUUGGUAACUUGAGUAACUUGGAACUACUGUAUCUCUAUAACAAUCAAUUUUCUGGUUCAAUUCCGGUCACUUUUGGUAAUCUCAAUAGGUUGGUGAAUCUAUGCCUUUACCAAAAUCACCUAUCUGGUUCCAUUCCUCCAGUGAUAGGGAAUUUGAGCUCACUUCAGUUUCUUUACCUGUAUCAAAAUAAUUUCACUGGUGCAAUCCCAAAGUCACUAGGUAAUUUGACCAAAUUGAUUGAACUAGAUCUCUCUGAGAAUCAACUUUCAGGUUCAAUUCCUGUUUCAAUUGGAAACUUGAGUGACUUGGAACUUUUGGCUCUCCCUAAGAAUCAACUUAAUGGUUCAAUUCCUGCUUCAAUUGGAAGCUUGAGUGACUUGGAACAUUUGGCUCUCCAAUACAAUCAAUUUUCUGGUUCCAUUCCACAGGAGCUUGGAAAACUGAAUAAGUUGGUUUAUUUGAGCUUGUUUAGUAAUCAGUUCUCCGGUCCAUUGCCAGAACUAUUAUGUCAAAGUGGAAUUCUCCAAAACAUUACUAUAGGUGAGAACAUGCUUACCGGUCCAAUCCCUAAAAGCUUGCAAAACUGCUCAAGCUUAGUUAGGGCCCGUUUCGACAGUAACCGUUUCCAAGGAAACUUAUCAGAAAUGUUUGGAAUCUAUCCAGUCCUGGAUUUCAUAGAUCUCAGCAAUAACCAAUUCUAUGGGAAACUCUCCAGCAACUGGGGUAAAUGCAAAAUGCUGAAAACCCUAUUAGUUGCAAAGAACAACAUCACGGGUGGUAUACCUCCAGAAAUUGGAAAUUUGACUCAACUACAUGCACUUAAUCUUUCUUCGAAUUAUUUAUCAGGGGAGAUACCGAGGGAAGUUGGGAAGUUAGCUUCUAUGCUUAAACUAGAUUUACAUGACAACCAGCUUACUGGGGGUAUACCUCAAGAAUUGGGAAUGUUAAUGGAAUUUCUAGACCUGUCCACAAACUCCUUGAAUGGAACUUUACCAGAACUUCUCGGAGAUUUGAAACACUUAUUUCACAUGAACUUGAGCAAUAAUGUUUUAAGUCAAAAGAUUCCAUUGCAGAUUGGGAAGUUAACCCAACUUUCUGAGCUGGAUUUGAGUCAAAAUCUCCUCACAGGAGAGAUACCAUUUGAGUUUCAAAAUUUGCAGAGUUUGGGGACAUUGGAUCUCUCCCAGAAUAACCUAUCUGGUUUGAUCCCAAAGGAUUUGGCAGAAUUACCUGGUUUAUUGCACAUCAAUCUUUCUUUUAAUAAUUUGGAGGGCCCAAUUCCGAGUGGUAGAGCUUUUGUGAAUCUAACCUUAGAAGAAGUAAAGGGAAAUAAAGGUUUGUGUGGCAAUAUUACAGGGUUACGAGCCUGUGAAAGUUCUCGGUUGAUUAAAAAGCAUGUCAAGGAUAAAAGCAAGGAACUUGUUCUCAUAAUUGUAUUGCCUCUUCUGGGAUCAUUCAUACUUCUUGGUGCAUUCUUCGGUGUUCUCAGAUUGCGUGAUCGGAGAAAACAAAAUUCAAGAGAGGAAGAAAUUGAGGUGAAUAAGGGCGGUUUAUUUGCCAUAUGUGCUUAUGAUGGCAAAGCAUUGUAUAAAGAAAUCGUUAGGUCUACAGAAGAGUUCAGUGAAACGUAUUGCAUUGGGAAAGGUGGUUGUGGAAGUGUUUACAAAGCAUUGCUUCCAGCAGGCCAGGUAGUAGCUGUAAAAAGACUUCACAACAUACCUAAUGUGGCAAAGGAUAGAAGUUUCUUGAAUGAGAUCAGGGCCUUGACAGAAAUCAAGCAUCGAAACAUUGUGAAACUUUUUGGCUUCUGCUCAAAUGCUCAGCAUUCAAUUUUGGUUUAUGAGUACCUCGAAAGGGGAAGCUUGUCCAAAAUGUUGAGCAUAGAAGAAGAAGCUAAGGAACUAGACUGGCAAAAGAGGCUGAAUAUCAUCAAAGGCAUCGCUCAUGCUUUAUCUUACAUGCAUCAUGAUUGUUCACCACCAAUUGUACACCGAGACAUAUCAAUCAACAACAUUUUGCUUGAUCCAGAAUGCGAGGCUCAUGUUUCAGAUUUUGGCACUUCCAAGUUUCUUAGAAGAGAUUCAUCUAACUGGAGUUCUCUUGCAGGCACAUAUGGAUAUGUUGCACCCGAAUUUGCCUACACAAUGAAAGUUAACGAAAAGUGUGACGUUUAUAGCUUUGGGGUCCUGACAAUGGAAGUAAUCAAAGGAAAGCAUCCUGGUGACAUGAUUGCUAAUCUAUUGUCUUCAAAGCCUGAAGAGAUAGAACUAAAAGACUUGCUAGACCAAAGACUUCUGUAUCCCAAUCAACAAAUUGAAAAGUGUCUAAUAUCCAUCCUCAAACUAGCAAGAGAAUGUCUACAUGUUGAUCCUCAAUGUAGGCCAACAAUGCUCAUUAUUUCCAGGUAUCUUGCCUCCUAUUAAAUGCAGACUGCAGUGCCCUAUCCCCCCCCCCCCCC